Eruca vesicaria subsp. sativa (arugula) is the source of this 1381-nucleotide messenger RNA. The record is from the annotation of a GenBank genome assembly. NCBI's taxonomy places the organism in Eukaryota, Viridiplantae, Streptophyta, Magnoliopsida, Brassicales, Brassicaceae.
CUCGCUCUCGCUCCAUAUUCGUGUGUGUCCACUUCGGCGUUAGGUUUCUGGUAUUUUACAAGUAUCAGUUGACAUUUCUCUCCAUCGUUUUCAAAUGGGGGACUCUGAAAACGCUAACCAGCCUUCCAAAAAGAGAGGUGCUUUGAAGCAGCUGUCUCGUGAGAAUCCAGAUGAUGAUGAUAAUGAUUCAACUGAACUUCAGAGUGGAACUUUCAAGAAGGCCAGUGAUGAGGUGUUGGCAACUAGAAGAAUUGUCAAAAUCAAGCGCAAAGAGCCAUCAUCAGCAGCUGCACCACCCGCAGCAUCCAACCCAUUCGCUGGAAUUCAAUUGCUCCCUACUACUACUGCCCCUGCUUCAACUGCUUUGGGAACAAAUUCUCCUCUGGCUGAGUCUAAAGUGGCUCCAGCUGAAGCUGUAGUUGAGGACAAUCAAAAGGCAACUGAUCCUGAAGACGGUGAUGAAGUUGACAGUAAGAAAGAUUGUGCUGGAGAAGACUCUGAAAAGACUAAAGAAAAGGAUGUUGAUGAUGAUAAUCAGUGUGGAAAGACAUGUGAUGCUGCUGUAGACCAGACAGUCUCGGGUGUUACUAACAUUAGCAACGCUGUGGAAGAAGCAGAUCAAACUGAGGAUCCUCUUGAGAAGGAAUCAGGAGGUGAAAUAAAAGAAAAAGGAGGCGAAGGAAGCGUUGAAGCAGAUAAGAACGGUGACAGUAAUAACAAUGGCUCUUUGAGUUCGUUCCAGCAGCAUUCAAGUAGCAAAAACGCAUUCACCGGACUUGCCAGUACACAGUCUUCUGCUUCUUCCUUCUCAUUUGGUGUUGUUUCUCAGGAUAGUUCAACUGGUGGUUCUGGAUCUCUCUUCGGCUUUGGCCUCUCAAACAGCAGCAACCCUUCUCUUUUCGGUGCAUCUGGAUCUUCCAUUAUCAAGAAGAGUGAAGGUAGUGGGUUUCCUCCAAAGCAAGAGGUUUCCACAGAAACAGGAGAAGAGAACGAGAAAGUUGCCUUCUCAGCUGACUCGAUUAUGUUUGAAUAUCUUGAUGGAGGGUGGAGAGAGCGUGGCAAAGGAGAAGUCAAGGUAAACGUUUCCAGCAAUGGCGGUAAAGCAAGGUUGGUUAUGAGAGCUAAAGGAAACUACAGACUCAUCUUAAACGCGAGUCUCUACCCGGAGAUGAAACUUGCAAGCAUGGACAAGAAAGGAAUCACAUUCGCUUGUGUGAAUAGUGAAGGCAAAGAAGGUCUCUCUACGUUUGCGCUUAAGUUCAAAGAUCCAACAAUCGUGGAAGAGUUUCGUGUAGCUGUUGACAAACAUAAAGACAGUAAACCAGUAGAAACAGCUCCUCCGUUGAAGUCUGAGAACUCUCCAACAGCUACAGAUGCUUGA